Molecule: messenger RNA, 252 nt
Organism: Alternaria viburni
Lineage: Eukaryota; Fungi; Ascomycota; Dothideomycetes; Pleosporales; Pleosporaceae
Exons: 2
Coding region: 1-252 (83 amino acids)
Source: RefSeq, a predicted model, not a curated record
AUGUCAACACCACCUGCAUUAUACACUCUGACAGCAGUGCAAGUACUGGAACUGCUCAAAACCAAUACCAUCACAGUCGAGGCCUAUGCGCAAUCUGUUCUCGACCGCAUCCGCGACCGGGACCAUAUUGUCAAGGCAUGGGCCCAUCUCGCACUUCACCUGAGCAAACGCCAGAUCAAGAGCUUGUUCUACGCCGAACUCGAGAACUUGAUCAUGUGCCACAAAAUCAGAGAGGACCGCUGCAUGGAGUGA